UAUUGUGAAUGACAGUCGAUUAGGCCCUACGGAUGUCAAAGUUUUUGUUGAUUCUGCUACUGAACCAGAUGCUUUCCUCUGGAGACCUGCGAGAAACAUGUGCACGAUUAAAGAAGCUGUUGGUCAUAUCAUUGCAUGGCCUAAGAACAAAUGUGUUGAACUAGGUCAAGGCCUCCAACCAGAAGACAUUGCACCACUGGGCUCAAAAGCAAACUCUCUCAACAAGUGCAAACUACUUGAUUUAUCCGAUGAUAGUGUAGUUGUUGGUGAAGGACGUUGGCAGACACAAGAACCAAAAGCAUUGGUUAAUGGCAUUCCCCUCGGUCCAAAAGCAGUUAAAGUCUUUCUUGAUGUCAUACUUGAACCUCAAACUUUUUUAUGGAGGCCUACGUCAGACGUCGCAUACCUUGAGGAUUGCUUGAUGUCUUUCAUCUCAUGGCCUGCUCGGAAAGUUGUCUUCGAAAACCCACCUGAAGGAACAAGAAAUUCUCCUACACAGCACACUGCAUCCUCAGUAGGAAACACAAGAGAAACAGUUCUAAAAGUUCCAUCCAUCAGUUCUAAGUUUCCUACAUCCACAGCUCCUACUGAGAAAUCUCCAUCAAGCCAGCUAAAUCAUGGAUCGGAAGCUGUACAAGUUAAUAAGAAGUGCAAACUGAUGGACAUUAGUGGAAGGAAACGGGUUGUUGCCGAAGGACGUGUGCAUUCAACAGACCCAAAUCAAAUGGUACACUUUGUACGAUUGGGUCCGAAUGCAGCUAGAGUGUGGGUUGAUGCAGUGAUGGUAGAUGAUGCAGACGUUUGGAGGAAGUCUGAUGAAAUCGAGUCUUUGAAAGAUGCACAUGGUUCAUCUAUUGCAUGGCCAGUUGAUAAAUUGGUCAUAUUUUAAGAUGCACAUCAUGCAGGGGAUGAAGAAGUUUGGUCCAGAAAUAGCUAGUUUUAGACUAGGCUAAAAAAUUUUCAAUCGGCUGUUAUGUUUUCAAUCGGCUCUUUCUGUUUCUGGUACUUGAACUUAUGACUUAUGUAAAAUCACCAUCUUGUAUGAAUGUUUGGGUGUUCUAAUGAAGGAUGUUUGGUAGUU
Molecule: messenger RNA, 1081 nt
Organism: Raphanus sativus (radish)
Lineage: Eukaryota; Viridiplantae; Streptophyta; Magnoliopsida; Brassicales; Brassicaceae
Exons: 4
Coding region: 98-889 (263 amino acids)
Source: RefSeq, a predicted model, not a curated record